Piliocolobus tephrosceles (Ugandan red Colobus) is the source of this 690-nucleotide messenger RNA. RefSeq names its product tumor necrosis factor receptor superfamily member 13B-like. Lineage: Eukaryota; Metazoa; Chordata; Mammalia; Primates; Cercopithecidae. Gene Ontology annotation, cellular component: plasma membrane. The record is from RefSeq and is a predicted model, not a curated record. Gene Ontology annotation, biological process: B cell homeostasis; negative regulation of B cell proliferation; hematopoietic progenitor cell differentiation.
AUGCUUUUAAACAUUUUUACGAAGUUGUUGGGGGAAGCAAAUGUCAUGAAAUCAGAAAAGGAUAAAGAAGCUCCACAGGGCCUGUGAACAGUGGCUAUGGGAUCCUGCCCUGAAGAGCAGCACUGGGAUCCCCUACUGGGCAACUGCAUGUCCUGCAAAGCCAUCUGCAACCAUCAGAGCCAGCGCACCUGUGCAGCCUCCUGCAGGUCACUCAGCUGCUGCAAGGAGCAAGGCAGGUUCUAUGACCAUCUCCUGAGGGACUGCAUCAGCUGUGCCUCCAUCUGCAGACAGCACCCUAAGCAAUGUGCAUACUUCUGUGAGAACAAGCUCAGGAGCCCAGUGAACCUCCCACCAGAGCUCAGGAGACAGCGGAGUGGGGAAGUUGAAAACAAUUCAGACAACUCGGGAAGGUACCAAGGAUCGCAGCACAGAGGCUCAGAAGCAAGUCCUGCUCUCCUGGGGCUGCAGCUGAGUGCGGAUCAGCUGGCUCUGGUCUACAGCACGCUGGGGCUCUGCCUGUGUGCCGUCCUCUGCUGCUUCCUGGCGGCAGUAGCCUGCUUCCUCAAGAAAAGGGGGGAUCCCUGCUCCUGCCAGCCCCCCACAAGGCCCUGUCAAAGUACAGCCAAGUCGUCCCAGGGCAUGGGUGUCUCUCGGGGGUGUCGGCACUUCUUGAAAAUUCAGUGUUCGUGA